This is a messenger RNA of Rosa chinensis, 3580 nucleotides long. RefSeq lists its product as uncharacterized. NCBI's taxonomy places the organism in Eukaryota, Viridiplantae, Streptophyta, Magnoliopsida, Rosales, Rosaceae. Gene Ontology annotation, molecular function: protein binding. The transcript has 5 exons. The record is from RefSeq and is a predicted model, not a curated record. The coding region runs from base 36 to 1373 and encodes 445 amino acids.
CACAUCUCUCAACUCAACUGCUUAUAUAUAUAUAUAUGUCCUCCGUUCCCCUCCUCCACACACACACACUCUCUCUCGAGCAUUUUCAACUCGAAAAAGUAGGUACAAGAAUGGAUAACCAGCAAGAGGGUCAUGAGCUUAUAUCCAUGACCUACACCUGGACAAUCGACUACUACUCUAAGCUCAAAACACGGAAACAUUACUCUGAUGGUUUUGUCGUUGGCGAUUUCAAAUGGCGGAUCGUGGUGUAUCCAAAAGGGAGCAAUGGGAGGCAAUACUUGUCCAUGUACUUGAAUGUUGCAGAUGCUUCAAAGUUACCAUCUGGGUGGCGUAGAUAUGCCGAGUUCUCCUUGACUGUCGUUAAUCAAUUUAACAGCGACAAAUCGAUAAGAAUAGACACUCAGCAUCAGUUCAGUGCAAAAAAAAGUGACUGGGGCUUCACAUCAUUCAUGCCUCUGAGUGAGCUUUUUGACCCGAAUGAAGGGUAUCUCGUGGAUGACACAUGUAUUGUUGAAGCUGAGGUUGCAGUCAGUAAAGCUGACAUUAAGGUUUUAAAAGACCAAGAAACUGCCUUUCUUGAGCAGGAACUUCAAAGUCAGUCUUCAGAUGUGGAUUCUGUGAAAUAUUCAGAUGCUUCAACCACACAUACAUCACUUUAUUAUGAACAGAUGCUUGCUUUUCAGGAUACCGCACUAAAUUCUGACCCUGUUCAACCAAAUGUUGAUUCUGUGAAAGUUCGAAGCUUGAAAAUAGAACCAAGAUCUGAUCAAGUGCUUCCUUACCAGGAGACUGAUAGCCCAGUUGGCCCUCCCAUAGUUGAGGACAACGAUGAAGUUCCCUCCACCCCACUGACGCCAGUUGGGGAGCUCGUAGAUUUCAGGGGAGUAGGGAAAGUAGAUAAAGCUUUUGUUCCACUACUGGAAGAAGUCUGUUCAUGGCAUCCUUCGUUGAUUAGCUGCCAGAGGAAAAGAAGUCGCAUGUAUAGUGGAUGGGCAUUCACAGCUUUGGGUCGACUAUUGCAUUUUCUGGACACUACAAAGGUUAAGGAUAUGAUGGAGGAUCCACGUGAGCAUGAUCCAUGUGAGCACCUUCAAGUUUUGUGGGAGGAGGUUGAGACCUUCAGAUUCGACUUGAGUUGGCUGGAGCCUUAUGUUCAAUCAGCUUUGGAAAUGAAGAAGUUUGGGGAGAGGGAAGGAGUAAUGAAGAAACUCAGAGAGGAUGUUGAUGCUUUGGAGACUGAAAUAAAGAGGUUAAGGGCGAUGCUAUCUGUUGCUGAGGAAGAUCACGCAGUUGCAAAAAGAAACCUGGCAAAGGCAGAGGAAAGCUUUGGUGAGGCAAAUUUGAACAGCAAGCUCGGUUAUGGGAGGCAUUAGCCUUGCUGUACGUUGAUAUGCAGAAAUUUGCAAUGUGUGCAAUAUCUAAAGAUAUGUAAUCCCAUUUUCCAAACGUAUAUCUAUGUAUGAGGCUGCCUGUGUCUUAAGCUCAAUAGAGGAGAAUAAAGGAAACUGGCUUAGCUUGUAAUCCAUAUUUGAACCCCAUUUCCUUUCUGGACCAAACCCUUCAGAGGCAGUGACAGGCAUUCUAGUAAAAACGCAUUAUUUACAGAUUUGGGAGUAAGCAGUGCUGAAUUGAAAUGUCGUGAUAGAUUUGUUAGCUUAAGACUUGGUUCUAAUAGUUAAUUAGAAUUUGGUCGCUAAAUUUGGAGGAAUUUGGUGCAUCAACCGGACUAUGACGAAUCACGAUCUUCUUCACAUUCGGAGCAUUCUCGAGAAUGUACUUUGCAAACUCAAUUUCACUAGACCCGCUGGAGAGGUCUAUGCUCAAAUCCUUCAGCUGGUAAACAAAAGUGAGGUUUUGCAAUUUUCAGUAUCCCAUAUGAAAUCUAGAUGAAGAAUGUAACUGCAACAUGGUAACAAGCAGUACAAUUUCUAGAAUAAAGGUAUGACAACUUAGAGAAAUGGACAACUACAUUUGAAUUAUAAUGACCUGAUUGAAGAAAUCAACAGGAAAUAUAUAGGAUUGAGGAAGACCAAGGCAAAGCAGAUUUUGACUUGCUAUAGAUUUUUUCAAUAGUUUGUCAUCCACCGUAGGCUGAAGAAGAAUGAGAGCUCUUUGCAAAUUCAGUAAUUUUCCCGGAUUGUGGCUAUUUCAAGACCUUGCCCACCCAUGUCACAGCUUGCAGAUUUGGAGCAAAAAUCUUCAAUGAGCAGUUCCAGGUGAAGAAUAAAAGUUUCAGUUUAUUUUAAUACUUUCAAGUUUCUCACCAGAGAGAGAUAUUAAGGUCGAUGAGGUCCAUACAAACUUAAAUGAUUCCAGCGACGAGCUUUGAAUGGUAAUAUGUUUCAUCCCUUUAACUUGAAUAAGCUGUAAAUGUAAUUCAUUAAUGCAUUUGCAGCUAGUUGAGUUUCACUUGCGAAACCUCUCAUCUAAUAUGUUUCAUCCCUUUAACUUGAAUAAGCUGUAAUUCCUUAAUGCAUUUGCAGCUAGAUGAGAUCCACUUGCAAAACCUCUCAUCUACUAUUUUAACAAAAGUCAACUGCAAGUAUUAGAGAUUGCAGGAAAAAGAUACUGGUGGUGCUUCAAGAGUCAUCUCAUUCAAGCAUUUCAAUACUGGAGACUUAAAAGAUUGUUAAUGAUAUAGGCAAGAUGGCAGCUCAAACGUGAAUCCACCACAUGCUGUGAACUUAAGGUCAAGCUCUUCAACAAUACACCUUACUGCAUUUUGAAUCCAUGAGUUUAUUCAAUAUUGCUCCUCAGACACUUUAUUUGCAGUGUCGUGUGUAAAGAAAUUCCAAUCAAUGUAGAAGCGCUGCAUCUUAUUAUCACCACGCUGAAACAGGUAUUUAUCACAGAAAAACAUCACCUUUGCUAUCUUGUGGUUGGUUUUUGCACAACUUGCAUCAAGGUUCACUAGUGGAACUGACAGAUAAAAUUCUCUGCAUCUUUUGGACACAAUACCUACACAAGCAAGAUCUUUGACACCGAGGAAGAAAAGAACAUGACGAGCAACUUCGUCAUAAGAACCCAAGUAUUUUAGUGCUCUAAUUAACUAGCCAUGCAUAAAAUUAUUCGCACAGAGGUGGGUGACGACAGAGAGGCAUGGCUGUAAAAAUGAAAAAGAAACACCCAGGUGGAAUCAAGAACCAAACUCUCUCUCUAUAUCUAGACCGCAACAGCAGAAUUAAGAUUCAUUCUGCAUUGGUAAACCUUUAUUUUAAUCAACGACAACAGCGAUUAGGGUUUUGGGGUUAGACGUAUAACUCAAAGACGGAGACGAUGGCCAACCGCUAGAGAUGACUCGCAAGCUCCUUAAGAGAAUAUAUAAGGGAAGACCAAGCGGCUGAGGAAGAUGGUGUUUUAGAGCAAUUGUUUUCAAGCUCUUAUUAGUGUUAAAAUUACACUCUUAACUGUUUACUGUAGUUACAAUGUUUUACUGCAGUGAAUUUUGUAUGGUCAAAUUAUAUGCCACCUGUAUGGCUCUGAUCAUCUUGAGUGUUGACUUAGAGAGAUGUUCUAAGCCUCACAAAUCAGUUGCUUUGCUUACAUAGCUAAGUGAGAGCAUGUCUCCAUUCUCUCUGCC